AUGCCAAAACUUGACGUCUUGCCCGUUGGGAUCACGAAGCAUUCCCCUCUUGGACCCAUUUUCCAUGACGAGUCGACAAAUGAAGGAAACCUAUCGAUACUUGACAAUAUUUUCCGGAAGCAGUACGCUAUCGACGAGGACUCAGAGCUUUAUCGCACUCGGCUCUUCCUCGUAUAUGGUGAUCAAAAAACCGUUGAUCGUAUUCGAUCCUGCAAGCGCCUUCGGCGACGUGCCUCUCGACCUUAUGACAAUCUCCAGUGGGUCCUACCGGUCGCUGGCCUCUUCCACCUGAAGAUGAAUUAUUUGUACAUGAUAUCAACGUGCCAUUACGGAGGCACUGGGGGCGAUCCAUCCACCUUGCAUGAUGCCGCUAACUUUUGGAGGCGUAAGAAAAUCAGCAAAGCAAAAUCGGAUUUCUUCGCAUUGGAAGAGCUGGUAAUCCACAGCUUCGAAGCCCGAGUGGCCGCUGUGUACUGGUUACUUCUCGCGAAUACCGGACUAGGGAAAUCUUACGAGGAUAUUGAUCGAAUUACACGCCUACACAGCCCAGAGAAUUUCCUCUCCCUAAUCGAGCGCAUCCGUGUGGUAUAUUUCCACCAGGCUACCCGCGGGGGCCAAGAGUUACAGAACCACUGCCUUUUCCUGCAGCAUACACUCAACUACCUGUUGCUCAAGUACGCCAUCAAAUACGCAGACAUUGGUCUUCUACGGAGAGCGGUCGAUCGAGCCUGUGUUCUGUUCGCCGGGACCAAUCAACGCAAGUAUGCCAAUGAGAUGCUGUACUUUCAAAAGCUAUUGACCACAUCUGCAACUCCAGCGCUGCAACGGGCCAUUCUCGCGAAUAGCCUCAUUAACUUGCGCGGCCAUCAGGACUCGUGGUUUGAAACUGAUCGGAUGAUGGAGUUCCAUAUUGGGGAUAUGAAGGAGAUUUUUAAGGCGAAACGAGGAUCCACUAUCCAUCUCGACUAUCUCUUUGAGUAUUGCUCCCUUAACUCAUCGUUCUUCCGUCUACUCCGCUCCGAGAUCGAGCGCAUUUUUAACGUACACGUUAACCCGGAGCACACGGUGAAGUCGGCAACGUAUGAUCUCACUAUCAUGGCAGAGAGACUGGUCCGCCAAGGUUCGUUGGCAUAUAAAAACGAUCGAACUACCAAGUUUGUUGCUCCGGAUCUUGUGCGACUAGGUGUUGCCAAACUGGCUGGUGAGACAAUGGAAAGGUUUAAUUCAAGAGAACUCCGAGGGUAUGGCAUGGAGAGCGAGGAGCUCGAGGAAUCCCACACAGGUGAUCUACCCGUAGAUUUCUUCGCGUUGGAGGACACGGGAUGA
Molecule: messenger RNA, 1326 nt
Organism: Penicillium canescens
Lineage: Eukaryota; Fungi; Ascomycota; Eurotiomycetes; Eurotiales; Aspergillaceae
Exons: 1
Coding region: 1-1326 (441 amino acids)
Source: RefSeq, a predicted model, not a curated record